AUGUCUACCACCCUCUUCCCUGGUGUUGCUCUAAUCACCGGUGCAUCCUCUGGCAUCGGCAAAGCAACAGCCACAGCAUUCGCCCAAGAAGGCUGCACCCGCAUAGUCCUAGCCGACAUAUCCACAGCGUCUCUCUCCACAACCUCAUCCUCCCUCUCUUCAUCCUUUCCAUCCGUCCAAUUCCACGCCAUCGUCACCGACAUAUCCUCCCCCGACUCUGUCAGAAACCUAUUCCGCAAAACACUGGAUGUCUUCCAACGUCUAGACUACGCGGCUGCUAUCAUCGGUCUGACCAAAUCAGACGCUUUGGACUACUCGGCUCACAACAUCAGAGUCAACUGUGUAUGUCCUGGUGUCAUCGAAACACCCCUCAUCAAUGACGAGGUCAGGAAAGCAAUCUCCAUUGCCCCCAUGAACAGAGCCGGCACGCCCGAAGAGAUAGCCGACUGCAUCCUGUUUCUCUGCUCGCCCAAGGCCUCCUUCGUCCAGGGUGCUGCCUUGGUCGCUGAUGGCGGAUACACUAUAAACUGA
This is a messenger RNA of Aureobasidium uvarum, 531 nucleotides long. The record is from the annotation of a GenBank genome assembly. NCBI's taxonomy places the organism in Eukaryota, Fungi, Ascomycota, Dothideomycetes, Dothideales, Saccotheciaceae.